GCGUUCUAUUGGAGCUUAAAAAAGAAGUUGUAAUUUAUUUAAAACUGAUAUUUAAUGAAAAUUUUAGUAAUUUCUCUAAGAAAAAAUAUAAAAUAAUUGAAAUACAAUAAAAAUUGUGAUAAAGAAACGAAAAAAAGUUAUGAAUAAAGAUGAAAAUUGUAUGGAAUGGUUGAAAGAGACGCCAAACAACUAUACGAAAAAUACAGGAACAACAACUACGGCAAUGCAAACAGCUAAUACAAAAACAAUAUCAAUGGAUUGUGCUCAACAAGCAGAAGAAGAGUUUAGGAAUGUAACAACAACAGCAGCGCUUGUACAACAACCACCAAACAAGUUAUUUCAAAUACGAAAAAGGUUUCAGGAAAACCGCUAAAACCAGCUGUUAAAACUCAUAUAGCCAGAAUUUCCUAUGGAAGAAGUGACUCCCAAAGUUAUAAUAAAGAAAAGUCGUUGACAAAAGAUUCUAAAUCUGAAAGGGGUCAAAGUGAGAGUGGUUUAAGUUUAAAUGUCAUGGAAUCUUCGCGUUCUUCACAAUUAUUAGAAGAUUUUGCUAAGAAAAAACAAGAACGCGAUCAAGAAAUAAUGGAAAUACAAGAAAUGUUAAAUAAAAUUAAAUCACCCGAAAAGAGCAGUGUUCCUUCAACACAAAAUUCUCCUAAGAAGACACCAGAAAUAAGACAAUCAAGUGAAAAAGAAGAUGAGCAAGGGAAAGACUCUGAGCAGCAGGAAGAGGAAAAAAUAUCUUCAUUUCGUCGUAGUAAAACUGAAUUACAACUAAAUACUAAUACUGUUCCCAUACAAGAUACUAAAAGUAACCGUGUGGCACGUAAAGAUACAGCUAGACCUAGUACUGCCGUUGUUGCAAGUAAACCCAGAUCUAAAUCCUUACAAAUGCCCAUAAGUGCCAAGGAAACACCAGUAAAUAAGAUAAUAAGUUAUAAUCCAGAGGAGGCUCGCCGUUACAUGGAAAUGCAAAAAAAGCAACGCAAAGUGGGUUUAAUUAAUGAUCCCGCCAUCAAAUCUAAAAUAGAAAAGGAAGAAAUUAAAAAAAGACUGGAAGAGCUCAAGAAAAACACACGUAAACUAGUGUCCAAAAAUAUACAAAAGAAAGAGAAAAUUAUGACACAAAAUAUCAGUAAAAAACCUUUAGAGAGUAAAGUUCAAACAAAACCUUCUAUACAGGAGGACAUGGUAACAACAAAAGUUAACAAGGAUGUGGAGAAUGAAUUAAAAGGUCUUAAUUUAGAGAAUAAUUUAACCGACAAGAACAGCAAAACAGAGCGUACUAAGGAAACUAAAGUAACGGAAUGUUCCCAAAGAUCUGCACAAAGUUUGAAUAAUGUCUUGAAACCCUCGGCCUUUCCUUUACUAGAGAAUCACAAACGUAUAGGUCUUUUAAGAAAAGCGGAAAAUGAUAAAGAUUUCUCUUUCAACAGCCAUAAGAAUUUUAAUUUCGAUAAAGAAAAUCACAAUAUAGAAAUGCUCACGAAACAGUUGAACAAUCCCAAGGAUAAUAAAACAAAAAAACAAAAUACUACACAAAGUAAAGAAAUACAGGCGGAAGAAAAUAAACAAGUUCCGAAUGAGCCAAUGGGUGAAGCAAAAGAUGAAGAAAUUUCUGAUUUAGAAGUUCCGCGUAAAACUUUAAAAACCAGCAAAAUAGAAGAACCCUUUAAAGUAACCGAAAGUAUACAAAGUGAGGCCGCUAAACCACAUGAACUACCUUACUGGCUGAGGCCAUCUGCAGCACAAGUUUAUCCUUAUAACUUUAUCAUGGCAGUUCGUCGGAAAUUGGAGGCAAUAGCCCAACCUAUAGCCGCAAACAAACCGGAAGAUAAGGGCAAACAGAACCAAGAAACUUCUACAACAGGAUUGAAUAGUAAAAUAAAAGAGAAAAAGAGAAAGUCUUUAGAGUUAAGGGAAGAAAAAGAAAGUAAACGACGUAAAAGAAAGGAACAGCAGGAACUCAAGGAGGCCCAAGGAAGCAUUAUAGAAAAAAGUCUAAAGGAAUUAAAUGUUAUAAAGGAAAGCAAACUUAAACAACUAAAUCCCACGCCACAAGCUAUACAAAUAAAGGAAAGUGAAAAAGAGGAAAGAAAUGCUGAAGUCCCUAAAGAAAGCCUAAAUUCUUCUGAUGAAGAAUUAGGAAAACCUUACACACAAUUCAAAUAUUUGCAAAAGUCUAUACAAUCUAUGGAUUUACAAGAUAUUAAACAUUCUAGUAAAGCAAAAUCUUAUGGAAAAACUUUAGAUAUUCCAGCGUUUAAGCCUUUACAACAAUCCUUAGGUGCAGACCAGGAAGAUUCUAAACAAAUUCCCAACCAUUUAAAUUGCCUACAAAUUAUAUCUAUGGAAAGUUUAAAUUCUGAAAUUAAUUCCAAUUUAUCCUCUAUUUCCCUACAACUUCCCAUAUCAAACACUUUAACCGAGGUCUCCUCCUUAAGAACAGAAUCUAGAAGGACCUGGAACAAACAUUCCCAUAAACAGCAGUUAAUACAAUCCGAAGAUGAGGUCACCUCUAUAUCUUCACAAAUCUUUAGUAGUCCGGAAAAGAAAUCUGUAAUAAAAGAAACAGCAACAGAUUUUGAAUUUGUUAAACCUCGACCAGUAAGUCCUCUUUCCUUGGAUAAGGUAGAUAAACUGAAAAUUAAACGAAAGGACACUUUUAAAGAGACGGAAAGUGAAGACCGAGAAAUGGACUUUAAUCAAUUAUUAGAGGAUUUCAAUCGCAGUCUAUCGCAAGUCAUACAAGUUAAUGAACAAUUGAAAUGCACCCUCGAUAAGUCUCAGCAAAUUUUAAGUCCUCAUUCAUCGAAAAAAUCUAGUGAUACAGAUAAAAUGUAUUCCUCAGAUUUUGAAAAAUCUACCACAAAGCUGCAAUCAUCCAGAGAAAGUGAAAAACUUAAAGAAACUUUACAGAAAAGUAAUGAUAAUUUAAAGCAGAGAAAACGUCAACUCUUCGAAAUGGCGGAAAAAGUUAAGCCGCUUUUAACGCCUCAAAAAGCAGCACAAUCCGAACAACCUUUACCGGAAUUGAAUUUAAAUCUGAACUUAAAAUCUUUAACAAAUUCCGCACAAACAACAGAUGAUGAAGUUAAAGUCACAACAGAGAUAGAAGAUGAAGAAGAGCAAAGUUCCAGCUCAAUGGCAGCACAAUCUUAUGAAAAGCGUUUAACUGAAAGAAAACUUAAGGAAACCUUAAAACAAACUAUAAUGGAGUCGAAAGAAAAGCGCAAGGAAAAGGAACGAUGCCAGAAAUCAAGCCUGGACAGACAAAAACCAAAAGAAUCAGUAACCGAAACUUUGCAGAAUAAACUUGUAAAAGUAGCAAACAGAGAUGACAUUGAUUCUUCCGAAAUUCUUAGUGAAAUUGAGACACAAAGUCAUGAAAAUAAAAAUCCAACAAAACGUUCUUCCAGCUACACGGAAAUGUCCGAAUUUUCUCAUGAAAAAUAUAAAUUAUUUGAAAAAUAUCAAAAACAAUACAGAAGUUCUUUAAAUGAAACGAAUAGUGAAGAAAUGGAAACAUCAGAUUCUGAAAAUGCUUCCCAAUCUCAAACAAAUCAUAACAGGAACUAACAAAAAGAGAGUAACCACUCUCAGCGGGUUAUGAGUGCCAAUGAACUCUUGCAGUCAAGUUCAAAACAAACAACUUUUAAAGAGGAAGAAAAAGCUAAAGAAAAAUCAGAUUAUUCCACUUUCAAUAGCAUAAGCAGUAGGAAUAAUGUUUCCAGCCAUAGACAUACACAAUCCAAAUCUUCUGAAAACAAACACCACCAUAAAAAUAAAACAAAUGAAAGCGCAACCGAAUCAUAUAGUGGCACACAAACUGAAAGAGAAACCUCCAGAUCUAAAUCCCUUACAAAAGCAAACAAACCCGAAGUCACUACCAUAAGCUCCAGCAUAGCUGACUUACAAAAUACUUAUGAAUCAGCUUCACAUGACAACGAAAAUAUACCCAAAACUUCUCGAACUAAAAUUGAUUCCAAACAAUUUAUUAAAUUCCACAUUAAUCGUUCACGAGGAGAUUUCCAAGAAAAUCUCAGCAAAGAAGCUCUAUUUAAUGAAACUCAAUUUCAACAGGCCAUUGAUGCAGCUUCACAAAUUAGUUCCACAGAAUUUGCUCAAAGUGCUGAUGAUGAAAUAACCAGUAGUGUAGCUUCAAGGCAUAUUAAUCAUAACUCAAAUCCUCCUAGUUAUAAUGCAGUGACAACAGUUUCAGCUGCUAAACAGCCUCUUACGCAAGCGUCACCCUCGAAGAGUAAAAGACGUAUUUCGAUUGGCAGUGAAAUUGUUAAAUUCUUCAAUCAAUACGAUUGUGAAAGAGGAGCUCAGCGCCAUUCAAUUGCGAAUGAUAGUAUGUCGGAGUCUUCGUUAAAUUAUUCGAAUGUCGGUUUGUACGACAAAUUAAUACAGAACGAAACCAAUAAAUCACAACAUUUGACAGCACUUUUAAAAAUGCGCGAGAAAGCUUUAUUGGAUCGUACUAAAGGUCAAAUUGCUUGGCUAGAAGUGCAGAAGGCACGCUACAAAGCCAAAGGUUUAGUAAAUCAUAUAGCAGCUAUUAAGAAGAAACAACGUGGUAUACUUUUGAAAAUGGAAAAGGAAAGAGAAGAGAUUAAAAGAUUAUUAUACACUACGACAACAAACAAUAAGACAGAGCCAAUAACUGCUGUAAAUACUUUACCCACUGGUGGCCAUAAAAUAAAUAGUCAACACAAUACUCCUACAAAACAUAAAAAGGAAAGAUUGCCCUCUACAGCGCCAACGCUAACUAAACCGAAAAUCUUAGCACAACAAACCAUAAAAACGGAAAAUGCCACAGCUCUUAGUGCACCUCCCAUACUGAGGGCCACCUAUGAGUUGGAAUCUUCUCAGGCUCUAGAAGAGCUGUUGAAAAAACGUGAAGAAGAUCUACGAAAACGACGAGAACAUGUUGAACGUUUAAUGCAAUGGCAUCAACGUCUAGACGAAGAAGAAGCUGAGGUCUUAAACUUGGAACGUCAGCUCCUAAGUUACAAUAAUGUUCCACAUAUGGUGGAACAACAACCGUCAAAAUUACAAACGACUACAAGUUCAGCGAGUACGGAAAAGUUGACAGCUGCCCACGACAAUACGAAACGAAGUGAGGACGUUAACGCCUCAUCGUUAAAAUCACCCGAAAAGAAACGCGCCUCACGUGCGCGUAAAAUGGAAAAACGUCUUAAGGAAAUCGAUAAAAGUUUAAGAGAACUUUCGCAUAUAUCCGCCUCAAGUACAACAACGUCCGCUGGUGUUAUGGGCCAAACUAAUAACGAGCAGCAGGAAGAUUCGAUCUCUAGUAUAGCCACACAAGAAGUUGAUUUCGUACGCACCACUGGCAUGAAACUUAAUAAAUUGUGGAAACGUUUGACGUCACAACAAAUAGAGAAAUUUGAACCCAGUCGUCGUUAUAAGUUGUGUAAAACGGACUUAGAACGUCUGUAUGAAGAGGCCAAAAUGGCGGUGUUAAGAGAUUUUGCCGAAGAUGAGGAACGUAUAGCCCAGGAACUUUUAGAAAAGAGUGCUUCUAAUUUAAGUUCCAGCAACAGUCUUACGGGUCUAGGGCAAAUACCGAAACCACAGGAUCCUAGCAGAGCGUUAGAAGUGCCGACUUUAAAUUUGAAUUUUAGUUCAGGACACUCGGAACCAGAAGAGGAGUCAGCUAAUAAUUCACAAGUCAAUACCACACAACAGGGCAACUAUAGUCCCAGUGUGGCAGAGGAAAAUUUCAAAGCUCAGGUUCUACUAAAUUCCAGCGCUUCUUCCGAUACCAUUUCCGAACAGCAAACUUCGGCGGAUGGUAAACAUUCAGCCAGCCGUCUGGAAAACAAUGUACAAAUGUUUUUAGCCUUAAGUCAACGUAUACAAACAACAAACAGUGGCAGGCAUGCCGGUACGGGAGGAAAACUGCAGCGCAGUUUAAGCGAUACUGAAAUAUCCGAGGCACCAAAGUUUAGGGCAGAUAAAAGCACAACUAGUCAAAAGAGUAUAGCAACUAUAGCUAGUCAAUCGAAUACAAGUAUAAGCACUAAUAGUUCAGCACGAUCUUGCGGCUCGUCGUCAGAACAACAAGAACAACACCAAAGAUCGAAAUCUUCCAUAGUGGAAAUGACAUACAUUCCUUCAACACAAACAGAAACGCCAGCGCCAACGCCAACAGACUUAAGACAAACACCACCCACCCCUCCCGCAUACCAACAACGAGAACAUAAAAACAAUGAAACUACAAAAGACUUGGAACAUGAUAGGGUAUUAACAAGCAACCUACAGUCAUUCAGUCGAUCAUCCGUUAUAUGUUCUGUAGGUAAUGUAACACCAAAUAAAUUAUCACCACAAACUUCUUCGGAUAUUAACACAAUUACAGAAGAUUCCAAAUCUUCUGCCAGUUUAAAAUCAAACUUAAUUACAAAAGAUGUAACAAGUGCUUCAUAUCCCUCUGCGGCAUCAAACAUAAAAUCCAACUUUUCCGGACAAGUUGGUUCGGAUUCGGCAACAAAGGCUCAAGAAAUCUCUUCGAAAUUGGAAGAAAUAUCGGCUGCCGUUACACAACUUUCACAAAUGAAUGCUUUGCCCUCCUAUGAAUCUGUUACACAUGCGCAUUCGCGUAACAAAUCCCUAGAUGAGGCCAUAGUAAAUACAAAUGAUGAAUCCUCCAACUUGAGUACAGAUGCCUCCUCAUAUUCCUUUAAUUUUGAAAACAUUACCACUGAUAAGCAUUCCUCACCCGGAACAUCUACACUUCACACAAAUUCAUUGCAACAUAAAACUAUAACAUCCAAAACAUUUACGAAAAAUGAAAAGGACGAGAAUAAAGAAUCCUCUGGUGCUUCAACUUCCUUGAAUUCUACAAAAUCGAAAACUUUUGUAAGAGAUGAUGGCAAAAAUACUUCUCAAACUUUAACACAAUCGGCGUUCGAAAAUCGUAUACUAGAUACUUAUGAAGCUGAUUUUGAAUCGGAUUUAAGUAAUGUUACUCAUAUUGAAGACAUAACUAUACCGACAUUUGAAACUACAGCCGAGACGAUACAAGAUGAGGAGGAUGACGAAGAAUUGUCAACAAAAUCAUCAGCGAAAGAGGAGGAUAUUCUUAAAGAUAGUAUAGAAAAUGUAAGCACGGAAGCUUCUGACAAAACGUACAAUGCUGAAGAACUCAAAUCACCUUCAUCGUCGAGCACUGAAAAGCCCUUAGCUUUAGCGACAAAUGCUAAAACACGAAAACCUAGUCCUGAUAGAGAGUUAUUACCUCCACCACCUCCCUUGCCACCACCACCACCGCCUCCUACAACUACUGCAACAUCCUCAGCAGCGGGAACAUCAACCCAAAAUGGCAGUAAUCAUCUUAUGCCGGAUAUAAUUAAUGAAUUGGAAUUAAGACGUCAUCAACUUAUUUUGGAUAAUGAGCAUUUAAAACAAUAUGAACACGUUACCGCUGUGCCCUACAUGUAUGUACGUGAAAUACCCAAUAAACCACCACCGCCAUAUGUACCACCUGCUCAUGGCAGUCCAAUGACAACAAUUUUUCCUUCCGAAGAACGUAUUAAGGAUAUAACCUUUCGUAGAACCCAUGAAUUAUACUGUGAACUAUUAAAGACUGAUUAUUGCAAUGAAAAAGGCGAAAAACUACCCUCUGUCAUGGAGGAACAAAUUACCAAUAUCUAUGAACGUAUUAUACUCGACAUUUGUCGUGAAUAUCUCGAAGAACGUAGUGAAAUUCUGCGUGAAGGUGAUCCCACAAAUUUCCAUAGUCAAUUGGCAUUUUUCAAUCCACCCAAUCGUUUGCGUUGCAUACAAGAUGCCAUUUACAAAGAAGUACGUUCCAGCCUGGCCAUGGAUAAAACACCACCGAAACGUACACAAAUCUAUUCGGUUUAUGGUCAGCGAGCCAAACAAGAUCAUAUAGGUAAAAUAAUCAUACAGGAAAUGUAUGAUGAAGAUGAUCGUUGGUGUAAUUUUCAUCGUGAAGAAUCGGAAGUUUUGCAUUUAAUGGUUGAGGAAAUGUUGAAUAAAAAUAUAGUGGCAAUAGCCAAGGAAGUGCUAUUGGAGGAGGGAGGCACCAUAGAUGUUGAAGAGGAGCAGCAAGUGGAAGAACAAGAAGAAACUAUUAUAGAGGAAAAUGAAGCCAAUCAAAAGGCCGAGGAGGAUAAUGAAAAAGAAGAAAAUCGAACAGAUUUACAGUCAUCAUCAGUAUUGGUGGAAACUUUGAAUGAAGACAAUGAAACGUAUUGUGUAAAUGAAACAAAACAGGAGUUUACAGUAUUGAAUCAAAGCAACACUAUUGAAUCCGAUUCUCAAGAAAGUGUUAAUGUUAAUAACACCAUCAGCAACAACAGCAAUAAUGCCGUUCAAACGUGUACAUAAUUUUUUAACAACUAGUUAUAGUUAAAUCUUUAUUUGUUUUAACUGUCGGUUUCACCAAUAUCUUUAAAAGUGUGUCGAAAAUAAUAAUUUUAUUUAUUCGGCAUACUUUUCUUUUGAUUAGUGAAUUAGGCAGUUAAUUUCUCUCAACAAAUUACUGUCUAUGCCAUUUUUUUAGGUUUCUUUCGUUUUUUAAGAUAUGUAUGUAAUCUUUUAAAUAUGUACUUAACUUUAGUUUUGUUUUAUUGUCCUUAAAUUAAGACGGUUUUUAACAACUUUUAAAUAAGGUAUAACUACAAUAAUAAAUAAUGCACCUAAUCUAAGUUUGUCAAUAAACCUUAAUAUGUAUUAAUGUUUAUUUGUACUUAUAGGUUUUAAAUAUAAAUAAUAGAUAUAAACAUUAUUAAUAUAUAUUAUAUAAUAUUAUUUUAUUAAAUAAAAUUGCUAAUAACAAUUUUAUUAA
This is a messenger RNA of Lucilia sericata (common green bottle fly), 8839 nucleotides long. RefSeq names its product protein MLP1 homolog. Gene Ontology annotation, biological process: microtubule anchoring. Gene Ontology annotation, molecular function: microtubule binding. Gene Ontology annotation, cellular component: centrosome. The record is from RefSeq and is a predicted model, not a curated record. Lineage: Eukaryota; Metazoa; Arthropoda; Insecta; Diptera; Calliphoridae.